Closterium sp. Naga37s-1 is the source of this 1539-nucleotide messenger RNA. The record is from the annotation of a GenBank genome assembly. NCBI's taxonomy places the organism in Eukaryota, Viridiplantae, Streptophyta, Zygnematophyceae, Desmidiales, Closteriaceae.
AUGCUCCAAAUAGUUCCCCCUUGCUUAACCCUUUCACCCCCAUGCACUCCCGCUCUGCCCCUUGUCCUUCCUCUCUGCCCCUUGCUUUCCCUUUCAACCCCAUGCACUCCCGCUCUGCCCCUAUGUCCUUCCUCUCUGCCCCUUGCUUUCCCUUUCGCCCCCAUGCACUCCCGCUCUGCCCCUUGUCCUUCCUCUCUGCCCCUUGCUUUCCCUUUCAACCCCAUGCACUCCCGCUCUGCCCCUUUGUCCUUCCUCUCUGCCCCUUGCUUUCCCUUUCGCCCCCAUGCACUCCCGCUCUGCCCCUUGUCCUUCCUCUCUGCCCCUUGCUUUCCCUUUCAACCCCAUGCACUCCCGCUCUGCCCCUUUGUCCUUCCUCUCUGCCCCUUGCUUUCCCUUUCGCCCCCAUGCACUCCCGCUCUGCCCCUUGUCCUUCCUCUCUGCCCCUUGCUUUCCCUUUCAACCCCAUGCACUCCCGCUCUGCCCCUUUGUCCUUCCUCUCUGCCCCUUGCUUUCCCUUUCGCCCCCAUGCACUCCCGCUCUGCCCCUUGUCCUUCCUCUCUGCCCCUUGCUUUCCCUUUCAACCCCAUGCACUCCCGCUCUGCCCCUUGGUCCUUCCUCUCUGCCCCUUGCUUUCCCUUUCACCCCCCUGCACUCCCUCUCUGCCCUUUGUCCUUCCUCUCUGCCCCUUGCUUUCCCUUUCCCCCCCCUGCACUCCCUCUCUGCCCCUUGUCCUUCCUCUCUGCCCCUUGCUUUCCCUUUCAACCCCAUGCACUCCCGCUCUGCCCCUUUGUCCUUCCUCUCUGCCCCUUUCUUUCCCUUUCGCCCCCAUGCACUCCCGCUCUGCCCCUUGUCCUUCCUCUCUGCCCCUUGCUUUCCCUUUCACCCCCCUGCACUCCCUCUCUGCCCUUUGUCCUUCCUCCUCUGCCCCUUGCUUUCCCUUUCACCCCCCUGCACUCCCUCUCUGCCCCUUGUCCUUCCUCUCUGCCCCUUGCUUUCCCUUUCAACCCCAUGCACUCCCGCUCUGCCCCUUUGUCCUUCCUCUCUGCCCCUUGCUUUCCCUUUCGCCCCCAUGCACUCCCGCUCUGCCCCUUGUCCUUCCUCUCUGCCCUUGCUUUCCCUUUCACCCCCCUGCACUCCCCCUCUGCCCCUUUGUCCUUCCUCUCUGCCCCUUGCUUUCCCUUUCACCCCCAUGCACUCCCGCUCUGCCCCUUUGUCCUUCCUCUCUGCCCCUUGCUUUCCCUUCAUGCCCCAUGCUUUCCCUUUCUGCCCCCUCUUGUUCCGGUCAGCCCCUUUCUAUCCCUCUCUGCCCCUUGUCCUUCCUCUCUGCCCCUUGCUGCCCCUCUCACCCCACUGUUCUCACUCUCUUCCCCUUUGUUGUCCCUACAUGCCCCUUGCUCCCCCCCCAUGCCCCUUCCAUGCCACUUGAGCAGUGUUUCCUUUGGGCCCUCUGUGUACCACCCCUCUCUGUGCCACCCCUCUCUGUGCCACCCCUCUGUGAAUAUUUUUCUCCCAACGUCUCCUCAUCUCGUCUCCACCUAG